Messenger RNA from Coffea eugenioides, 2283 nucleotides. Its product is annotated as S-adenosyl-L-methionine-dependent tRNA 4-demethylwyosine synthase. The coding region runs from base 43 to 1986 and encodes 647 amino acids. NCBI's taxonomy places the organism in Eukaryota, Viridiplantae, Streptophyta, Magnoliopsida, Gentianales, Rubiaceae. The record is from RefSeq and is a predicted model, not a curated record. The transcript has 8 exons. Gene Ontology annotation, molecular function: catalytic activity; FMN binding; 4 iron, 4 sulfur cluster binding. Gene Ontology annotation, biological process: wybutosine biosynthetic process.
AAAUAUGACAGACCACCUGAACCCCUGAAUUUAAUUCCAAACAUGUUCCCAUCUCUCUCCCCUACGCGUCUCACCCUCCUCACUCUCCUCUCCGCCACCACCCUCUUCCUUUUCUACAAAUCCCACCGCCGCCUUCUCCACCGUCUCAAAACCUUCAAAACCCUAAACCCUGAUACCAGAGGCAAAAUCUUUUUCAUUUCUCAAACAUCCACAUCCAAAGGUCUAGCUCAACGCCUCCACAACCUACUGACCCUCAAUAACCUCCCAUUUGACCUUAUAGACCCCAAAGAUUACGAGCCGGAAGACCUAUGUAGAGAAACCCUCGUUUUAGUAAUCGCUUCGACGUGGGAAAAUGGGGAGCCCCCGCAAAAUGGGGCCUUUCUGGUUAAUUGGGUGAAUGAAAGUGCGGAGGAUUUCCGGGUCGGCGCUGCUUUGCUGGUUAAGUGUAAAUUUGCGGUUUUUGGGGUUGGGAGUAGGGCUUAUGGGGAGACGUUCAAUGCUGUGGGGAAAGGCUUGUCGGGGAACUUGAGGAAACUAGGGGCGAAGGAGCUGUUGGAGAUUUGUGAAGGUGAUGUGGACGGCGGGGAUUUGGAUAAGGUGUUUGAUGGGUGGAGUAAGAAAGUCGUUGAGGCGUUAAAGGAUAAUUGGAAGGAAAAUGGUGUGUAUUUUGGGAAUUUGAAUGGCGUUGAUGGUGAGGCGAGUGAUGAAGAGGAGUAUGAUGAUGAGGAUGAUGAGGAAGGAGAGAAUGAUGGGGAGUCGGAGCUUGUUGAUCUUGAGGAUAUUGCUGGUAAAGGACCUUCAAGAAGGAAGGAGAUGGUGGAGGCUAAAGCUAAUGGAGAAUUGAAUGGUGUGACUGGCAAGAAAGCAAUGGUGACUCCUGUGAUCAGGGCAAAUUUGGAGAAGCAGGGGUAUAAAGUUAUCGGGUCCCACAGUGGAGUCAAGCUUUGUAGAUGGACCAAGUCUCAACUAAGAGGCCGUGGAGGCUGCUACAAGCACUCAUUUUAUGGGAUUGAGAGUCACAGAUGCAUGGAGGCUACUCCGAGUUUAGCAUGCGCAAAUAAGUGUGUUUUCUGUUGGAGGCAUCACACAAAUCCUGUUGGGAAGAGUUGGCAGUGGAAGAUGGAUGAUCCUUUAGAGAUUGUGAAUACAGCUAUUGAGUUGCAUACCAAAAUGAUAAGGCAAAUGAAAGGAGUUCCAGGUGUUAAGGAGGGGCGCCUGUCAGAGGGUCUUGCCCCUAGGCACUGUGCCUUGUCUCUUGUUGGUGAGCCCAUCAUGUAUCCUGAGAUCAAUACAUUGGUAGAUGAGUUGCAUCGAAGACGGAUUUCUACUUUUUUAGUGACAAAUGCACAGUUUCCGGAAAAGAUCAAGUUGCUGAAGCCUGUUACACAGUUAUACGUUAGUGUAGAUGCUGCAACAAAGGACAGCUUGAAAGCUAUUGAUCGGCCGUUGUUUGGAGAUUUUUGGGAGCGAUUUGUUGAGUCCCUGAAAGCUUUAAAAGACAAACAACAGCGGACGGUUUAUCGCUUGACUUUAGUCAAAGGUUGGAAUACAGAGGAUGUAGAUGCGUAUUCUAGCCUCUUUGGCACUGGGAAUCCCGAUUUCAUUGAAAUAAAAGGAGUUACUUAUUGUGGAUCGUCUGCUACGUCGAAGUUGACAAUGGAGAAUGUGCCUUGGCAUUAUGAUGUAAAGGAGUUUUCUGAGGCAUUAUGUCGGAGAAGCAACGGAGAGUAUGCGGUUGCUUGUGAGCAUGUACAUUCGUGUUGCGUUCUUUUGGCUAAAGUGGAGAAAUUUAAGGUGGAUGGCCAAUGGUACACAUGGAUAGAUUAUGAAAAAUUCCACGACCUGGUGGCUUCCGGAAAAUCAUUCACUAGCAACGAUUACAUGGCGCCAACACCAAGUUGGGCAGUCUAUGGAGCAGAGGAAGGUGGUUUUGAUCCAGAGCAAACUCGUUACAAAAAAGAGCGGCAUCACAAAAACAGUCGCUGAGCGGGUGUGGAACUAUUUUUGGUUACUGAAACAGGUCGGUCAGGUUGGAGUUUCGCCUUGAGAGAAAGUUGAAUGGGUAGAGCAGCCUGCAGUUUUGUUUGCAGAAUCAGGUUUUACUGUACACUUAGAAAGUUAAUUCUGUAGAAUAGUCACGAAAUGCAACAAACACAACUACAACAAACAGAUGUACUACUGUAUCUUACCAUCAAAGUAUUCCUUUAUUAUGCAAAUGGUUGGUGGUAGUGCUUAUUUAUGAACCGCGUUGACUUGCUAAUGAUCUUUGUCCUCUCUCUGUUA